AUGGAUAUGAAUCAAUCAAUGAAUUUCAUAUCUUCUCCCAACUCUAACUCCAACCCACAAGUCCCUAACUUUAUGAUGCCAAGGAGUUCUUUCAUGUUGCCUGAUUACAAUAAUUACCAGCAAAACAUGAGUACCAAACAGAUCGCUGAAGAAAUUAGGCGGUCCCAUCUCAAUCAACUUCAGAAGCAAAAUUUAGAGCUGUUCUGGAGUCAGCAAUUGCUCGAGAUGCAAAACACAACAGUUGGGAAGAGCCAGCAUCAACUGCCUCUUGCGAGGGUCAAGAGGAUUAUGAAAUCUGAAGGAGAUGUGAAGAUGAUCAGCGCAGAUACUCCAAUCCUGUUCUCAAAGGCCUGUGAGCUCUUCAUAAUGGAGCUCACACUCCGCUCAUGGAUGCAAACUGAAGAAUGCAAGAGGCGGACUCUGCAGCGCUGCGACAUUGCCCGGGCGAUUCGGAACGAUGAACUCCUUGAUUUUUUGCAGGAAGUUGUUCCCUUGAGUCAUGAUUGCCAGAAGGAAGAUGAAUCUGGAGGAAAAACUCCUGAAGGGGGUGAAAAUACUUCUACUGCUGAAGCACUGAAUCUUCCCAUGAUGAAUAAUUUGAGCGAUGACAUGAUUUCAAUGAUUCAACAAGUUCCUCAGCAGUUCAUGCUCGACCCAUCAAUCAUGUCGUCUUCUGAAUUCCAGUUCCUUUUUCCUUCUAAGAUUCCUCUUCGGCAAUUGGCAUCGGAAAUGGUCAAUCAUGUUUUAGUUGAAAAUAAAAAAUAA
Morus notabilis is the source of this 765-nucleotide messenger RNA. RefSeq names its product nuclear transcription factor Y subunit C-3. Lineage: Eukaryota; Viridiplantae; Streptophyta; Magnoliopsida; Rosales; Moraceae. Gene Ontology annotation, cellular component: nucleus. The record is from RefSeq and is a predicted model, not a curated record. The transcript is spliced from 7 exons. Bases 1 to 765 code for a protein of 254 amino acids. Gene Ontology annotation, molecular function: protein heterodimerization activity; DNA binding. Gene Ontology annotation, biological process: regulation of DNA-templated transcription.